GAGAGCUUACCAGUGGUCUUAAUAAGUUAUAAGUAGCAAACGGUUGGAGUCCCAUUUCCGGUUCUCAAAAUCAAAUAACACCAGACACAAACAAACACACACAACUGUUGCAAUUUUUGGAAAUCCGAUAUGGAUUUCAGUGAUGAUGAUCAGGAGGAAGAUUACUACAAUAAUGAUGAAGAUGAAGAUUAUUAUGAUGAUGAUAAUGAUGACGAUCAAAACCCUCUAACCACUACUAAUACUGAUACCAUUUCAUCUUGCAAGGUCAUCACAAAAGGGAGUCUAUUGGACGCACAGAGAGAAGAUCUACAGAAAGUGAUGGAGUUGCUAUCUCUUAAGGAACAUCAUGCACGUACCUUGCUUAUUCAUCAUGGAUGGGAGGUUGACAAAGUGUCUGAUGUCUUCUUGAACAAGGGAAAAGAAGCACUCUAUGCAGAAGCAUCUUUAACGGUAGGACACAAUGAUGAGAAUGUAUCUUCAUCACUUGAAUUUUCAGAACCAUUAUGUAAAGUCUGCAUGAAGGAAAUUUCUGCCCGUGAUAUGAUCACAAUGAAUUGCAACCAUUGUUUUUGCAAUACUUGUUGGACGGAUUAUUUUGUUGUGAAGAUUAAAGAAGGUCACAGCAACCGCAUCAAUUGUAUGGCUGAGAAUUGUUAUAAAGUUUGUGAUGAAGAAAAGAUUAGAAUUUUAGUUAAUAGGAAGGACCCUGAUUUAUCAGAAAUAUUUGAUCAAUUCCUGUUAAAAUCUUAUAUUGAGGGUAACAAAAGGGUGAAAUGGUGCCCUAGUGUUCCUCAAUGUGGAAACGCCAUUCGCAUUGAUGAUGGUGAUGAAUACCGUGAGGUUGAAUGUGCAUGUGGUUUCCAAUUCUGUUUUAGUUGCUCAGCAGAACCACAUUCUCCUUGUUCAUGUCGAAUGUGGGAGCUUUGGAAAGAAAAGUGCAAGGAGCCUUCCCAAACUAUUAGUUGGAUUAGGCGAUAUUACAAUCGUUUCGAAGCACAUAAAGACUCUUCUACCGCUACCAUCACGUUCAGGGAGCACCUGCAACGUAAAUAUUUGUAUGAUAUAGAUUCGACAUAUUUCAUUUGGGUAAUGAAUGCAGCUGACAUAUUUUUUAUGUCAAGAAGGAUUCUUUCUAAUUCAUAUCCAUUCUCAUACUACAUGUUUGGUGAUGAAUUAUUAAGUAAUGAACUGAAGAUUGAAGAUAAAGAAACCAAACAGAACGAAUUCAAGGACAAGCAAGAGCAACUUGAGUUGUAUGUUGAAAAACUCUCUUAUUUCUUGCAUCAAUUGUUUCAUGAUGAUACCGAGGAACAGGUUAAGGAAACUAAAAAUCAAAUCAUCAAUCUUUCUCCGUUUAUUGACCACCUAUGCAAGAAACUAGCAUAUUUCCUCUCAAGUAUCUUCCACGUGUUAGUUGUCAGAGUGGCGGUAGUUCUAGAUCUGUUGCGAAGGCCAUUAACAAGGACAAUGGCAAUAGGACUCUUUUUGACGUGGUCAGAAAAUGAAAGACAUAACGGCGGUCCUAUAAAAUCUAUCUGGUAGAAUGAACGUUGCAAGAGUUACGUGUAUAUGGAAUACACUUAAUGACCUUAACCUUGGCCCAGCCCCAACCACAACCUGAUCGAGUUUAUGUAAACCGAGGCUGACUUUCCAAGACGACGAGGUUACUAAAUUAUUAAAGUCAAUACCUAAUCGUAAGGAUUGACAACUCAACUGAAGACAAAAUUCGUUCCACGUUUCUACCUUUUUGUCCCACGAAAAAUGUAUGAGUUCAUUGACAACGAAUUACUGCUUCAACAUCAACAUAGUACACAUAUGCACAUUAUAGCUCCUUACAGGUCGAAUGGUCCAGAGAAGGCGGUAAAGUUUGCUAAUUGACCAUCAUCAUCAGUUAAGAAAGCUUCCCCAAACCUCGUGGUCAGCUAAAUGGAGCUCAUAUUGCACCCUUCUUAUAUAUAGUCUAAAGUUGGGAGUUUAUAAUAAAGCGUACUCAAUAGAGUUGUCUUUUAAGAAUUUUGAACCUUAUUUCUUUUUCUAAACUUUGUGGUCAAUACUUAGCACAUGAUGUUAUACACAUACGUGUGGUGUGUGCGGAUUUUAUAGCAAAGGCAACUUAGAAGGCCCGAAACUUAAAAUGUUGGUCUUACAAACAAAUCACAAAAUAAAGUUUGGCAAAUUGAUGUGCGGUGGACCAAUUAUUAUAUGAAAAUCGUUUUAUUUACUUGCUAA
Molecule: messenger RNA, 2229 nt
Organism: Erigeron canadensis
Lineage: Eukaryota; Viridiplantae; Streptophyta; Magnoliopsida; Asterales; Asteraceae
Product: probable E3 ubiquitin-protein ligase ARI2
Exons: 6
Coding region: 130-1542 (470 amino acids)
Biological process (GO): positive regulation of proteasomal ubiquitin-dependent protein catabolic process; protein polyubiquitination; ubiquitin-dependent protein catabolic process
Cellular component (GO): ubiquitin ligase complex; cytoplasm
Molecular function (GO): ubiquitin protein ligase activity; ubiquitin conjugating enzyme binding; zinc ion binding
Source: RefSeq, a predicted model, not a curated record